AUCAAUUUUGUUGAGUGGGCGUCACAAACUAACAAAAACUCUCGACAAGGACACAAAGAGGAGCACAGCACACAACAAUACCGAUGACGUCAUUCAUCCCCUGUAUUUGCUCGGUGCUGAUUCUGACAAUAACUAGUGUCCACGUCGUAAAGGGAGGCUCAUCAGGAGGGACUGUGUAUACUCGCUGGGGUCGAAAGGACUGUCCAGGAUCAGCAAAGUUAAUAUAUUCAGGUUUUGCUGGAGGAUCUUAUUAUACGCACAAGGGCGCCGCGGUAGACCCACUCUGUUUGCCAACAGACCCUCAAUGGGGUUCCCACAACAGUUGGAAGGACGGGCAUAGAGGACUCCUUUAUGGGGCUGAAUACAAGGGUGUUCCUAGUGACUUUGUGUCCCAUCUCGUGGAUCAUGACGUGCCCUGUGCUGUCUGCGAAACUGUCGGUGAAAAGUCCGUAAUAGUUAUUCCAGCGAGAACAUCUUGUUACUCAGGCUGGAAAACAGAAUAUAGCGGAUAUCUGAUGUCCGGUAACUAUGACUAUGAGGCUGGUUCUGUAUAUUCAUGUGUUGAUCGAUAUCCCCAAACUGUGAUUGGAGGAAGCCCACGCAAGAAUGGUUAUCUUUUCUAUCUGGUAGAAGGAAGAUGUGGCAGUCUAAAAUGUCCACCCUACAUGGACGGCUGGGAAAUUACCUGUGUCGUUUGUUCUAAGGCAUAGAACAAACUAUUACAAACAUUAAAAU
Molecule: messenger RNA, 735 nt
Organism: Saccostrea cuccullata (small rock oyster)
Lineage: Eukaryota; Metazoa; Mollusca; Bivalvia; Ostreida; Ostreidae
Product: short-chain collagen C4-like
Exons: 4
Coding region: 84-710 (208 amino acids)
Source: RefSeq, a predicted model, not a curated record